Messenger RNA from Salvia splendens (bonfire salvia), 1353 nucleotides. RefSeq names its product putative E3 ubiquitin-protein ligase XBAT31. The record is from RefSeq and is a predicted model, not a curated record. Gene Ontology annotation, molecular function: protein binding. The transcript is spliced from 8 exons. Bases 213 to 1178 code for a protein of 321 amino acids. Lineage: Eukaryota; Viridiplantae; Streptophyta; Magnoliopsida; Lamiales; Lamiaceae.
AAGAAAGCACUCUAUCUGAUCAAGCACCUCCUCCUCUGUUGAUACAACAACAAUGGGUCAGGUCAGGGGCUGAGUUGCAAGACUAGUCAAGAGCAGGGGCUGUUUGCUGCUGUUCAGUUGGGCGAUUUACAGACUGUUAAGGCAGUUUUUGAAAGGAAUCCAACUCUCAUUCAUCAUUCUACGGUGUCCUUUCAUUCCUUCUGGAGCAUUCGAUGCAGCCGGAUUUGUUGAAUCGGAAUAAACAGACUCCAUUGAUGUUGGCUGCAAUGCAUGGCAAGAUCUCAUGCGUGACCAAGCUUAUUGAAGCAGGAGCCUAUAUUCUGAUGUUUGAUUCCGUGAACGGAAGAACCUGUUUGCACCAUGCUGCAUACCAUGGUCACUCAGAUUGUGUUGAAGUUAUUCUGUCUGCAGCCCGUAGCUCUCAGGUGGCGGCUUCAUGGGGAUACUCUCGUUUUGUGAAUGUUAGAGACCACAAAGGAGCGACGCCGCUGCACUUAGCUGCACGCCAGAGGCGCCCUGGAUGUGUUCACGUAUUGUUGCAAAAUGGAGCUCUUGUUAGUGCUUCAACUUGUGGAUACGGCUUCCCUGGAAGUAGUCCUCUUCAUUUGGCUGCAAGAAGUGGUUCUCUUGAUUGCAUACGAGAGUUGCUCGCUUGGGGCGCUGAUCGCCUUCAAACAGACACCUCAGGGAAAAUACCAUAUGUAGUAGCAUUAAGGAAACAGCAUGGAGGGUGUGCAGCUCUGCUGAAUCCAUCCUCCGCAGAGCCUCUGGUGUGGCCGUCGUACUUGAAAUUCAUGAGCGAGCUGACCGGGGAGGCAAACGCCCUCUUGGAGUGUGCUCUGAUGGAAGCCAACAGGGAGAAGGAAAGCGCGUCAGAUUGUGCGGCCGACAGUUUAUCAGAGGCAAGCGACACAGGGGUAUGUGGCAUAUGCUUUGAGGAAGCGUGCACCAUCCAAGUUCAAGAAUGCGGGCACACCAUGUGUGCGCAUUGCACGCUUGCAUUGUGCUGCCACAACAAGCCUAAUCCGAACCAGGCCACGCUGUCUCCUUGUGUACCGGUGUGCCCCUUUUGCAGGAGCAGCAUUGUGAAACUGGUGCCCCUUUUGCAGGAGCAGCAUUGUGAAACUGAUGCUGUCAAGUGCUACAACCAUUUGUUAGACAUCGGCUUGCUUAUUUGAUUUGGGAAAAUGAUCAAAGCAUGUAGUAUUAGUUUGCAAGUGAGUUUAUUGUAACAUAUUUAUACGAUUGGCCCCCACUUGAUUGAGAUUGAGGCAUUGAGGAAUGACUUAUUUCAAAUACCCAAAAAUGUCUGAAUUGUCUUUUAAGCAUGUCGAGAGGUGAUCAUUUGUGAAA